Adineta steineri is the source of this 651-nucleotide messenger RNA. NCBI's taxonomy places the organism in Eukaryota, Metazoa, Rotifera, Eurotatoria, Adinetida, Adinetidae. The record is from the annotation of a GenBank genome assembly.
AUGAAUGCACGUUCUCAAACAUUUGAAUUUGCUAUUGAAGGUCGACAAAUAGCAGAAGUUAUUUCUUGUAUGUUUCAUACAAUUCUCUUUCAUCGUUGUGUUGGAAAGUAUAAUACAAAAGGUUCAGAUAAUUAUUCAGUUGGCACCUUGGGUUAUACCGACAUUGAUUGCGAUUAUACUGAUUUCACAUAUAUUGUUACGACUAGUCAAGAACUUCAACAAACAAUAUCGGAUAAAAUUAAUCAAUUUCAAGAUAAACUUCGUUUAUCUGGAUUGAAUAGUAGUGGUCAAAUUACACUCGAAUUUUAUCAAAAGAAAAAAUCGGGAUGGAUGUUUAAACCUGAAGAAAUUCCGUGGGAAAUUUGGACAAUUAAAAUUGAACAAAUGCAAUUGUCAAGCGAAAAUGAACGACAAUUUAUGCGUGAAAAACUGUCAGAUGUAUUAGCUGAAAGAGUUUUUCAAAUAACAGAAAUUAUAAACAAACCGGAUUAUGUACCAAAACCACCUCAUUUAUCUGAACUUGAUUUAGUAUUUGAUACGUCUUACACGGAUAUUCAACCAUAUUUAUUCAAAAUUAAUUUUAGUGAUACACCGACAAUUGCGAAUCAUGUAAGAACAAUACUCAAAGAAGCAUUCAAUACAUCGCUUUAA